Messenger RNA from Sclerotinia borealis F-4128, 678 nucleotides. The record is from the annotation of a GenBank genome assembly. Lineage: Eukaryota; Fungi; Ascomycota; Leotiomycetes; Helotiales; Sclerotiniaceae.
AUGGUCAAGCGACUCAAGAAAUCCAAUAUUGCUUCCCCAAUCUCUCCGGUCGAUACCCCGCCAUCUACCUUUACAGAUUCCCUCAUACUCCCGAAACUCAUCGUUUUCGAUCUUGAUUAUACACUGUGGCCUUUCUGGAUAGAUACACAUGUAACACCUCCGAUAAAAGCAAACUCAGAACAUUCUGCAACUACCGAUCGUUGGGGGGAGAGUUUCGCCUUCUACAGUGAAGUACCCUCGAUUCUCGCACAGCUCAAGAAUAAUGGCAUAAUGGUUGGAGCAGCAUCUCGCACAUCUGCUCCAGAGUUGGGGCGAGAGAUGUUGAGAUUGCUUCAUGUUAUGGAUGUGGAUGGGAAGAAAAGAAAGGCGGUUGAGUUCUUUGAUCAAUUGGAGAUCUAUCCCGGCAACAAGAUUACACAUUUUACAAAACUACAGAAGAAUACGGGCAUAUCCUACAAAGAGAUGCUAUUCUUCGAUGAUGAGGCAAGGAAUAGGAAUGUCGAAACCUUGGGAGUUAAGAUGUGUCUAGUGAGGGAUGGUGUGAACAAGGCAGAGAUAAAUCGAGGGAUUAAGGAAUGGAGACAAAUGCAUGGUCAUGAAACGAAGUCGUCAGGUUCGGAGGAUAAGGCUGCCAGCUCCUCUACUGCACAUAAUGAUGGAACGGAUAGUGAAGAAUAA